Glarea lozoyensis ATCC 20868 is the source of this 1050-nucleotide messenger RNA. RefSeq names its product Cysteine proteinase. NCBI's taxonomy places the organism in Eukaryota, Fungi, Ascomycota, Leotiomycetes, Helotiales, Helotiaceae. The transcript is spliced from 2 exons. The coding region runs from base 1 to 1050 and encodes 349 amino acids. The record is from RefSeq and is a predicted model, not a curated record. Gene Ontology annotation, molecular function: acetyltransferase activity.
AUGGCAACUUCAACAUUUACAUCUACUCAACUAGCGCAGUAUGAGACCUACAUCGCACUUCCAACCUGUUUCCACCACAACUCUGCUCCAAAGCUAGAUCUUGACUACCUCAAAGCUUUACAUGUCCAUCAAAUCGCUCGCAUCCCAUAUGAGAAUCUGACCAUCCAUUACUCUUCGCAUCAUUCCAUAAGUAUAGAUCCACAGGUUCUCUGGCAAAAGAUAGUUGGCGACGCGAGAGGAAGAGGAGGCUACUGUAUGGAAAACAGUUUGUUUUACAAUUGUGUGCUGAGGAGUCUAGGAUGGAGAGUGGAGUUGAGAGGUGUGAGAAUGAGACCUAGGAGUGGAGGAGUUCCUGGUGGGGUUUAUAGUGGUUGGGUACAUAUCGUCAACAUCGUAACACUCCCAGAUGGAGGACAAUACAUGUGUGACGUAGCAUUCGGAGGAGACGGUCCAACACUUCCUCUUCCAUUGACCUACACAUCCGACCCUCCCAUCUUCACUAACCUGGGAACUCAAGAAAUCCGUCUUAUUCACAAGCCAAUCCCCAAUGAACUCUGGAAUGCCGCACUACCAGACGCUUCGAUAUCACCUCAAUACGGCAUUGCCACUUCAUCGUCAUCUACGCCAAAGAAACAACUAAAAUACUACGUCUACGAAUACCGAAACUCGCCAACCCAACCAUGGAACGCCUUCUUCUGUUUCCCAGAAUACGAGUUCUACCCCCCAGAUUUCCGGAUCAUGAACUGGUGGACCUCAACCUCACCGCACGAAUCGAAUUUCCAGACUUCCACCGUUCUGAUAGUGCGGUUCUUGAUGGAAGGCCCACCUCCUGUCGACACAGGCGCGGCCAAGAUUGGAGGGAAAGUUAUGUUGGUGAAUAAUCUAGUGAAGCAGAAUGAUGGUGGGAAGACGAGAGUUAUUUUCGAAUGCAAGAGUGAAAGGGAGAGAGUUGAGGCGUUGAGGAAGUAUUUUGAUAUUGAGUUGAUAGAAGAGGAGAUUGCGGGGAUCAGGGGGAGGAAAGUUGAAAUUUCGAACAUUGAUUGCACGUGA